Molecule: messenger RNA, 917 nt
Organism: Paramuricea clavata
Lineage: Eukaryota; Metazoa; Cnidaria; Anthozoa; Malacalcyonacea; Plexauridae
Source: the annotation of a GenBank genome assembly
ACACACAUGCGGCAAAAUUUCAAUGUUCUCUUUUGGCGUUUGGAAAGUUUCAAACAAAUUUUGUUUAAAUUUUCAAACAAAAAGCCUUAUUUCUCGUUCUUGCCGUGCAUUUAUACUUUCUCCAACUGGUGUCAAAGCUAUCAGAAGUCAUCUUGGAGCGCCACAUUGUGAAAGAUCAAAGUUUAAAGUUGCAAACUUGCAACCAAAUAUAAAACGUCAAAGUAUGGCUACCAGUUCACAAGGAGGGGAGAAAAAAGGCAACCGUUUGUUGAAAGAAAGGUCACCAUAUCUUCUGCAGCAUGCUUAUAAUCCUGUAGACUGGUGAGUUUAAUUGGCACUGUUGUUUGUUUGCUUGUACACUUAACUUUUGAAAAUUGCAUAUUCUUAAUUAAAUGGAUGAGACUGGAAUGUGACUCGGAAUGUGACAUAUUUUGUCGGACUUGUGGGAGUUGUCCAAAGGGGAGGCAAAUGCAUUUUUGUGGGCCAGAAUGGAAUGUAAGCUCUGUGUGCCGGGCAUAAAACCACCCACCCUAAAAGGGCUCUGUUAACCAUUAAUGUAUAAGACUCUCCCCUUGAUGAGUAAAAUUGUCUGGUGUUAGACAGAGUAAAUGGAUAAGUUGGGUGCAUAUGGGUGCUUUGCAGCUUAUAACGGGUUAAUGCAGGUUUAAAGUUUGGACAAUUUCUUAUUUUCAAGGUAUCCUUGGGGGGAAGAAGCAUUUGAAAAAUCAAGAAAAGAACAGAAGCCUAUCUUUUUGUCAGGUUUGUGAGUACCAUAGUUAUGUACUUGUUUAAGUUUCUAAUGAUGGGAAAUUGAAAUUGGCAAAAAUCUGAUAGUAGGGAUAAGAGUACGUUUCUGGGGUUUGGAACUUUGAAUUUGAAUACAAAGCAGUGUUUCCACAUUUAAGAUUGGAAUUUCC